UUACUAGCCAGUCUCGAAACAACAUAGCUAUGGGAAAACUUACGCUUUACGGAAUCGACGGAAGUCCUCCAGUCCGCUCCGUGCUCCUCACCUUGAACGCCCUGGGUGUGGAGUUCGAGUACAAGAUUGUCAAUCUUCUGGAGAAGGAGCACUUAAAGCCCGAGUUCCUUAAGAUAAAUCCCCUGCACACGGUGCCCACCCUGGAUGAUGAUGGGUUUGUUCUGUCCGACAGCCAUGCCAUUAAUUCAUAUCUAGUGAGCAAAUAUGGCAAGGACGACUCCCUGUAUCCCAAGGAUCUGAAGAAGCGGGCGAUCGUUGAUCAGCGUCUGCACUACGACUCCAGUGUGGUCACUUCCACCGGCAGGGCUAUCACCUUCCCGCUCUUCUGGGAGAACAACUCGGAGAUUCCAAAGGCCAGAAUCGAUGCCCUGGAAGGUGUCUACAAGUCGUUGAAUCUUUUCUUGAAUUCUGGCGAUUAUCUGGCCGGCGAUAACCUGACCAUUGCCGAUUUCCACGUCGCUGCCGCUUUGACCGGAUUUGUGGUCUUCCUGCCCGUGGAUGCCACCAAAUAUCCCAAACUGGCCGGCUGGAGCCAGCGCAUCAAGAGGCUGCCAUACUACGAGGAAGCCAACGGUUCCCGGGCUGCCCAAAUCAUCGAGUUCAUCAAGAGCAAGAACUUUACUAUUGUCUAAAAACCUUUAAAAUACUCUAAAUAAAUUAUUUAACAAAUAGUACCAAAACCA
This is a messenger RNA of Drosophila takahashii, 743 nucleotides long. The record is from RefSeq and is a predicted model, not a curated record. Lineage: Eukaryota; Metazoa; Arthropoda; Insecta; Diptera; Drosophilidae.